UCGGUAUUCUGAGUAGAAAAAGCAGCUACCUUACUGCAUCCAUCAGUUUUUUUUCGCAAAACUUAAGUAUCUUGAAAAUAAUAUAUCCGUGGAAUUGCACAAAAUUCGCGACGAGAACGCAUGGAGAACGGAGUGGAACACGGUGUGGACGAGGCGGGCGAGAACCAGGUUGUGAGCAGUUCCGAUGGCGAGGGCGACUGUGAUGGUGACGGUGAAGUGGAGGGGGAGGUGCUGCAGCCGCCGCCGCCGCAAAUAACAAACGAUUGUGUUGGCGAAGCGAUGCAAGAGGGGGAAGGGGAGCGUGCACCCGCAACGUCGGAAGCUGUGGACGCCACUCCAGACUCUGGACCACCGCCCCUGGACGGAGCAGCACCUGUGGCCAUGCUGGAGGACAACCUGUGCGACAAGGAUGUGGACAGUGAUGCUGGCGACGAGGACAAUGACGACGAGACCAAGGAGAACUACGAAGGCUUUAAUGGCACCGGACGCACCGUCACACUGCAAACGCUGAUGGCUGCCAAUGUUCUCCAGCCGGGCCUGGGUUUAAUGACCAUCGAAUAUCUGGGCCAGAAAUUCGUUGGCGAUCUGCUGUCCGAUGGUAAGAUCAAAUCCCAUGAGACUGAGACAAUAUUCCUCACGCCCAGCGCCUGGGCAAUGCACUGCAAGCGGAUCAUCAAUCCGGAGAAAAAGAGCGGCUGCGGCUGGGCCUCUGUCAAGUACAAGGGCAAGAAGCUGGACGCCUACAAGAAUACGUAUCUGCGAAAGUGCGCCUUGCAAAAGGAAACACCGCUUGAUGAUUGUGAUCUGGAUGCCGAACGCAAGACUGACUCCCCGGAGAUUGUCGUCAAGCGAACUGUUUUCGCACAUAAUACCGUUUCGAAUCGCAAUGUAGUUCACGAUGCCAACAUGUUGAUUGAAUCGGUGCCGUUCACUUCGGUGGGGAAACUGCAGCCCUUUCUCAUCACAUUCAACUCCUCUGCUCUCCUGCUGGCAGACUUCCACUGCCACUUGACGGUGCGCGAGGUGUGCGGCUAUUUAGGUGGCACCUGGGACAUGAACACACACACUCUAUCCAUCACCAAAACAUAUCCUUGCCGCAGCACGCGCUUUGAUCGACAGCGAGCCGGCGAAGUGGAGCGCGACAUUCAGAAGAUGAUGAUUCAAGACCAACUGCUGUUGGUUGGGUGGUAUCACUCGCAUCCCAAGUUUCAGGCGGAGCCUACGUUGCGCGACUGCGAUGCACAGUUGGACUAUCAAAUCAAAAUGCGCGGCGCAAGCGAUCUCACCUAUACGCCCUGUGUCUCCCUGAUUAUAUCCCCUUACUACGAUGAGAAUCCCACUCUGGAGUCGGUGGUCAAGUGUAUUUGGAUCGUUCCGCCCAACGAGAACAGACAGUCUAUGGAGUAUGGACGACCAAUGCUGAUGCAGUAUUCGGUGCUGCCGGACAAGGAGAUACCCGAGGAGGUGCGCUCUGAGAUACAGCUGUGCGUGGACUACUAUUCGCAGUACCGGAGCGAGAUGGUCAAGUUCCGGAACAUCUAUAGCAACGACGUUACCUACAACGAGAAGCUGAAAAACACACUUUACCCAAAGUUUCCCUCCAAGCAGAGCGAUAAAGCGCUGUGGAACUGGAUCUGCGCAGUGCUGGAUUGUGAGCAGGAAGACGACUUCAUCCCACCCAAGACCAUCAAGAUCAUCGACAAUGACGAGCUAGAGGUAAAGGAGGAAGACAAACCUGUUGUCCUUAUGGACCUAAGCGGCGAUAUCAAGAUAAAUCCACCUAAAGAGGAGCAGUUCAAUGAAGCUGUUGGUGCUUUGGAGGACAGUGGGCGCAAGGCGGAGGAGGAAUCCAACGCCCAGGCGGAGCAAAAGGCAAGUGAACUUAAGGUGAUGUCGCUUCAGGAGCAGCUGUGCAUGCCGUCCGGUCUGAAUAUGAAUCCCGUGCGAAUGCUAUCGCCUCUGGCCACGCCCAAUCCAACGAGUCUGCCGCCAGUGUUGCCCAAUUUGGGGGCUCCAGUAUUGCCAGCAACGCCCAGCCAACUGCUUCCACCACAAAUUCCCGCAGUUACCGCGCCACCUGUCAUCACACCUGCAGUGACGACUUCGGCCUUGACUUCCGCUUUGAAUGCCUCGCCCAGGGACAGCCCAAUAACUAUCCAAUCGAACUCUGCCAGUCCCGCCAAGUUUGAGGUUCCAGUUAGGGCGUCACCAUCGCCCGCCAAAUCGGAUACCUCGUCCCACGCAUCCACCUCCCGCACCCGCAACUCGCCUGCGCCCAGUCCGGGCAAGUUCAGCGUCAGCGAUAUUGCUCGGAACAGCCCCAGCAUCACGCCGAACAAGUAUGAGGCGGCUGCAGCUGCUUUGGUGCCUCCAGCUGCCGCUUGUCUGCCCACGGCCAAUGAUCUGAUGGCUGCUAGCUUGGCUCAGCUUGCAGGGCAGCUUCCUCCGAACUUCCUUCAAGGGGAUUUGGCUGCUCUGUUCCAGCAGCAGCGCAAGGAUUACGGCAGCUCCUCUCUAAACCAGUUGGCGGCGGCAGCAGCCAAGGUGGGUGGUUCUAAGCAGAGCAAUGCCUCUGCAUCGUCCGGUUUGAAUGACCCCAAUGUCGCAGCCGCUGUGGCUGCCUACUCGAAUAGCUUCAAUAUGCCGCUGCCCACGGGCGUUGGGAUUGGAGGAAGUGGAAAUAGCAACGCUCACAGCAGUAGCAAGUCCAAGUCGGAGCGAUCAUCGAAGUCCUCGUCCUCAUCUUCCUCCUCGAACUCCAGCUCAACUUCCAAUUCGUAUAAAACGAAAUUGAUGAAGGAGCUGGAUGAACUAAAAAACGAUCCGUUAAAAAUGAGCGAACUCAUUCGGUCUCCGGAAUAUGCAGCACUGCUCCUCCAGCAAGCGGAAGCCCUCGGAGCCACCACUCUGGGCACCUUGGGUUUCGGAUCCGACUACAGCUAUCUGACAGGAGCCGGACUGGGAGUGCCUGCUGCUAACGCUCUGACUGGAGGUCAAUCAUCAAACUCGUCAUCUAGCAAGUCCUCGAAAUCUUCGCCAGCAGCAGCGGCGGCAGCUGCUCUCAGUGCCGACUACAACAACCUUAUUCAGGCAUCGAAAUUGCUCGGCUAUGACUCUUACAUGCAGCAAAGCAAGCAGAGCAACGACCUCAACGCGUUCCUGCAGCAGCAAAUGGCAGCAGUGGCAGCUGCCUCGAUUCCACCGCCACCACAAGCUGCCUCCAGUAGUAGUUCCAACAGCAGCUCGUCCAAGAAGCAGCAACAGUUACAGCAGCAGCAUCAGCAGCAGCAGCAGCAGCAACAACAACAGCAGGCGGCUGCACAAGCGGACUACACGGCACUAUUGCAGACCUACACCAAGUUGUUUGAUCCCAACAACCAAUUCGCAGCGGCGAUGUCCUCCAACAAGCACAUGGCAGGUGCCCACAAUGAGCUGUCCGCUCUUCUGUCAUCGGGAGUUGGAGUCGGAGGAGGCGCGAGCGGAGGUGGGUCAAAGCAGAAGCAGAAGGACAUUCAGAGCGAUAUGCUAAAUCAGUUGCUGCAGCUGGAGAAGCAGGAUUCAGAGAUCAAGGCAUUGCUAUAUCGCCAAAAUAAAGCUGCGGCCGACUUGGACGCCCUGUUUGCCACGCCCUCGGGAGGCGUGGUCGGUGCUGGGUCCUCUGCAAAUGCGAUGAAGUCGGGAAGCUCCUCCAGCAACGCUGGUGUUUCCGGAAUGUCUUCACCCUCAUCUCUAUCCAACCAAGCAGCAUACUAUAAUGCCUUGGCGCAGGAAAAAAUGCAGGACUACGCUGCCUUCUUCCAGCAGCAACAUGGCAAAUACGGCAUACCCGAUCCAUUGUCAAAAACCACACUGGCAGCUAAUAAUAUGUUCAUGACACCAUCGGCGUUGUUCAAGAUCCAGCAGGAAUCGCUGUCGGCCAUGAUGAUGAAACCGCCCAAAUCCACGACGCCUUCAUCGGCGCGCACCCGGGAAUCAUCGGCAUCACCAGCUUUGGAGCGACUGACGCCCACGAAGUCUGCUAACAGUGGUGGUAGCGGCGGCGGAGGCAGCAACUCCAACUCUGGUGGCAAGUACAACUUUAGUGCCGUGGACCUGGCCAUAUCAAGUGUGCCCUCGAACACACCAUCGCCGUCGCCCUCCGAUGGAAGCAGCAGUUCCUCGCAUCGACGACCCUCGCCGGACAUAAGCCGCCUCUACGGAGAGUUGGCGCCGCCAGGAGCGCUGCUUGGCAGCGGUGGAGUGCCCAAGAAGCGCAUGGAAUUCGCUUCGGUGGCCGAUCUGGCUGCACCGCCGCCCGCCAAAAUGCCGAAAAACAACAUGGGCGAUGACAUCUUGAAUCUGUCGCACGACUAGAAUGGCUGAAUCGGAAUCCUUGCCAGCGCAAUCGAAGUCGCAGUAUUUUCCCAACAGUAUAUAUUCCCAUACGUAAUGCCGCGUUGCAUCCAUUAGCAAACCAGAGUCGGUCAUUUUAAUCGCCCAAUCAGUAUCUCCCGGGACAAUUAUUUAAACAAAUGUUCGUCUUCUUUUUUUAAGUUUAUGAAUUUCUAAACAUGUAUUUUGUAUACCUUGGAUUAUUUUUCACAACAAGGAUAUGCCGUGCAUAUCUCAAUCGAAACAAUCAUCAACCGCAUAGAUUUUGCCAGUCCUACAAGUGAAUUUCCGCUUUUAUUCACCUCACGAGCGCUGUAUGUCCUUAAACGUUUAAUUUAAUGUACUCUUACUAAUUUAGGUUUAACUACCGCAUAAAAGUACUUUAAGUAUUUUAAUAUACAGACAGCGCACACAUCACUGUGUAUUGUAUUGCCUACCGUAUUAACUAUAACUUUGAAUCUUUGCCGCAAUAAAUUAAACGACUAGUUACUUAGUUUACAAAA
Messenger RNA from Drosophila yakuba, 4874 nucleotides. Its product is annotated as MPN domain-containing protein CG4751. Gene Ontology annotation, molecular function: metallopeptidase activity; polyubiquitin modification-dependent protein binding. NCBI's taxonomy places the organism in Eukaryota, Metazoa, Arthropoda, Insecta, Diptera, Drosophilidae. Gene Ontology annotation, cellular component: BRCA1-A complex; BRISC complex. Gene Ontology annotation, biological process: double-strand break repair. The record is from RefSeq and is a predicted model, not a curated record. The transcript has 6 exons. Bases 121 to 4353 code for a protein of 1410 amino acids.